Pecten maximus is the source of this 1968-nucleotide messenger RNA. Its product is annotated as arylsulfatase B-like. The record is from RefSeq and is a predicted model, not a curated record. NCBI's taxonomy places the organism in Eukaryota, Metazoa, Mollusca, Bivalvia, Pectinida, Pectinidae.
UAAUAUCAUCAUCACUGAAAAUAUAGAUCACCGAAAACGAUAGAUAAAUGUAAUCAACCACCGCAUGACAGUCCCGUGACCUCAAUGUAAAGAUAAGACUUUUAAAAUAGUAUACAAAGUCAUCAUGGCUUAUGCUGUGUUUGGUUUUAUCAUACAUAUUUUCUUAAUCUCUUCUGCACUGUGUCAGACACAAAAACCUAAUAUCCUGUUCAUCCUUGCUGAUGACUAUGGCUACAAUGAUAUUGGUUACCAUGGCGCCGACAUCAGGACACCAAACCUUAACAAGCUGGCUGACGGGGGUGUUAUACUGGAGAACUACUAUGUCCAACCCUUGUCCACGCCGACACGUAGUCAGCUAAUGUCUGGUCGCUAUCAGAUACAUACUGGAUUACAACACGGUGACAUCACCAACGCCCAACCCAAUGGUCUUCCUCUCAACAGUCCAACACUCGCUGAUAAAUUGAAAGAGGCUGGCUAUUCCACGCAUGCUGUGGGCAAAUGGCAUUUGGGCUUCUACAAGAAAGAUUUCAUGCCGAUGAAUAGAGGCUUCGAUACCCACUACGGAUUUCUAACAGGCAGCGAAGAUCAUUAUAACCAUGAGGAUGUGCCUUGGUUUCAAAGGGAAAACCUGACGUUGUGCGGUACAGAUUUCCGGGAUGGAUUUCAGCCUGUCAAUAGCACUACAACCUACUCGACUGAACUCUAUAGAGACCGGGUAGUGGAAAUCAUCAGCAAACACGACACAGCAAAGCCUCUAUUCCUGUACCUUGCACUGCAGGCCGUCCACACACCACUUCAGGUCCCAAAGAAAUAUCUUGAAAGUGUAUCUUACCUAUAUGGUCCACGUAAAAUAUAUGCAGGUAUGGUAGUUGCUAUGGAUCAAGCCAUUGGGGAAAUUGUGUCGGCAUUUCAAGUAAAGGGAAUAUGGAACAACACCCUUUUGAUAUUUUCUACUGACAAUGGUGGACUUGUAAAGCACGGCGGAGGCAGUAAUUGGCCACUACGAGGUUUCAAGGGCUCGCUUUGGGAAGGUGGAAUCAGAGGCGUUGCAUUCGCCCAUGGUGACGUUCUAGGGCGGAGUCAAGUUGUCUCUAGAGAUCUUAUGCACGUCUCCGAUUGGUAUCCUACGCUCGUGGGUCUGGCCGGAGGUUCCCUUAAUGGAACACAGCCAUUGGAUGGCAUUGACCAAUGGAAAAUGCUAAGCGGAGGAAGCGCCAGUGCAAGAGAAAUCCUUCUCCAUAACAUCGACCCUCUUACAGGCCCUAUUGGGGAGCGGAUGUAUAACGAUACCUUUGAUACGAGAGUGAGAGCUGCACUACGAUGGAGGCAAUGGAAAGUCUUAACCGGAAAUCCAGGUAAUGGCAGCUGGGUUCCGGGAGAUUGUUCCGGUCUAGAAACAAAGCGUGGAAGCGGUGGGGAACCAACAAAGAAUCUGUGGUUAUUCGACCUCAGCAAGGACCCUAACGAAAUGGAUGACUUAUCUGACGUAUACCCGGACAUUACAAGGAAGUUAUUGGGGAUGCUGGAGGCAGCCAAUAGAACUGCCGUGCCGUGUAGUUUCCCUGACCCAGAUCCUGAUUCUAAUCCUACGAAUUUUGAUGGAUUUUGGGGACCUUGGUUAUUGUAGUAAGUGUAUGGUUGGUCCAGUUACAACCCAUUUACACGCACUACACUAAAAACAUAAAAGAUUUAAGUUAAAGAGUGAAUGAGAUAUAUGUUACACCAGCUUUGGUUUGAAACGUCGGCCAUUGUUUUCGAUGAAAAUGAACAUCUAACAAAAUUGAAUAAUGUAGAAAUUGUAUAUGCUUAGAUACUAUGAUGUCAAUUUGAGCUACAUAUAAAACAGUUGUGUAUUUAUCUUGUUCACACGGACUCGCAGACAAUAUCCACUUUUACUAAGUGGGAGUGGGUAUACAUGUAAAACAAUGUCAGACAUUUGACAAAAUAAAGUCAGUUUUAAAGGUUUGA